AGGUCAUCAUGGUGAUGGUUGUGGAGUACGGAUCUCUUCCUAGGAGGAAGGAUUCGCCCAGUGGCAAGUCGAUGAGCCUGCGGGCAACCGCGACUUUCAUCGCGUCUGCAACCCUCGUCCUGGGCAGCAUCGCUGUUAUUGCUGUGAUCGGGCAGCAGAGAGCUGGGCCAAGCGUCCUCGGGUCCUCGUUUGCCGCCGACAUUGGGAGCGGUCUUCCCUACGACACGACCAAUGCCCCAGAGGGGGUCAAGAACAUCUGGUACUCGCCGGAACAGGCGUGGGAGGGCAUAGACGAGGUGCUUCCAACGGAAGCUCAGGCGUGGGAGGAUCAGUCGGACCCCGCAGUUGGAUAUGCCUUCAAGAACCCAGGCUCCGUCACUUCGGAGAAUGGAUGGGCUGGAUACUAUGAUACUGUGCUGCAUGACGGGGAGGAGACAGAGGUCCUGCCCGAUGAAACUGUGAACUCAGCUAUGGAAUACGACCCAGUCCUUGCAGGAACCAACUCCUUCUGGGGAGAUCGUGGCGGCCAGAACGUGAAGGAUCCCGCGCCAUGGUCGAACAAUGAGCCGAUGACGAUCGCUGAGUACACCAACGGAGACUACGUUCCCUACAGCUACGCCGUUGGAGGUCCUUCGCACUCGUCCGUGGGCGAGGAGGAGGAGGAAUCCUAAGGGAACGAGCCGAGAUGGGCUGAGGACAAGUGUUCCUAUACACA
Guillardia theta CCMP2712 is the source of this 715-nucleotide messenger RNA. RefSeq lists its product as hypothetical. The coding region runs from base 9 to 671 and encodes 220 amino acids. The transcript has 8 exons. The record is from RefSeq and is a predicted model, not a curated record. NCBI's taxonomy places the organism in Eukaryota, Cryptophyceae, Pyrenomonadales, Geminigeraceae.